Eimeria maxima is the source of this 324-nucleotide messenger RNA. Its product is annotated as 40S ribosomal protein S17, putative. Gene Ontology annotation, molecular function: structural constituent of ribosome. Lineage: Eukaryota; Apicomplexa; Conoidasida; Eucoccidiorida; Eimeriidae. The transcript has a single exon. Gene Ontology annotation, cellular component: ribosome. Bases 1 to 324 code for a protein of 107 amino acids. Gene Ontology annotation, biological process: translation. The record is from RefSeq and is a predicted model, not a curated record.
AUGAAACGUAUACAGAAAGGACCAGUAAGAGGUAUAUCAUUAAAAUUACAAGAAGAAGAAAGAGAAAGAAGGAUGGAUUAUGUACCAGAGAAGAGUGAAUUAGAUGUACAAAUUAUUAAUAUUGAUCAAGAUACACAAGAAAUGCUGCAUGCAUUAAAUAUACAUCUUAAUAAUGUUGUUGUUAGUCAUGGACAUAGAGUAACUGGUGGAGGAGGAGGAGCAGGAGGAGGUGGUGCUGGGGCUGGUGGUGGUCCUGGUGGUGCAGCAGCAGGAGCAGGAGCAGGAGGCGCAGGGGGAGCUGCAGGUAGGGCAGCACGUGCUUAG